AUGAAGCGGGCGGCCUGGACAUGGCUAGACUGGACAACUUACCUCUUCUGCCUCUCUCAUAUCCCAGCGACCUUGUUCGUUGACCUGACGCCCAUCUACCCUGACAUUGCACUCCUGCGGCCGCUGCAAUGGCUGCGUUCUUGGUACCUUAGCACUUUUGCCGACCCGCUGAUGGGUGGACAGAGCUAUCCUGGUGCUUGGUUCAAGUGUUUUCUAUGGAUUGAGGGGAUAUUCCAGCUGCCGGUUUGCAUUCUGCUCGUAUGGGCAUAUCAUCGCGAACAACAGGACGCGACUUGGGCGCGUUUGCUGGUGGGUUUGUACAGCAUACAAGUGGCUACCUCCACGAUUGCCUCGUUGGCGGAAAUUUUCGCAUUCGACACCAUUACGCUCAGGCAGAAGCUUGCCCUGUGCUCCAUGUUUUGGCCGUAUGUCGCCGUCCCUGUCGUC
This is a messenger RNA of Protomyces lactucae-debilis, 447 nucleotides long. Its product is annotated as transmembrane protein 6/97. The record is from RefSeq and is a predicted model, not a curated record. The transcript has a single exon. Gene Ontology annotation, cellular component: endoplasmic reticulum. The annotation marks the transcript as partial. Lineage: Eukaryota; Fungi; Ascomycota; Taphrinomycetes; Taphrinales; Protomycetaceae.